Molecule: messenger RNA, 3181 nt
Organism: Gavialis gangeticus (Gharial)
Lineage: Eukaryota; Metazoa; Chordata; Crocodylia; Gavialidae
Gene: BRINP2
Product: BMP/retinoic acid inducible neural specific 2
Exons: 8
Coding region: 212-2563 (783 amino acids)
Biological process (GO): positive regulation of neuron differentiation; negative regulation of mitotic cell cycle
Source: RefSeq, a predicted model, not a curated record
UCUCCUCAGGAGAGGCGUGAUCAGCCUACAGAAAUGGACAGUCACAUAUGGUGCACUUGGCUGGAUCUGUUUGUUAAGGAUGCACUCCUGCUCUGGGCCCAGACCUGGUGUGGAUGCUACUGAUUGUCUCAUGAGAAUAGGAGGUCCUGAAGGAGUGCUGACGGUGGAGAGAGUAGCGAGAGAAUGAAGAAGCCAACUGCAUGGGAGAAGCAUGAGGUGGCAGCGUGGCACUCGGUUUAAUGGGCUGUGGCUGAUGGUUCCAUGGGCAUUAUCACUACUGGCCCUGAGUCUGUGCUGCUGGGGGUUUUCCAGCACUGCCACUGCCACCGCUGUUGGCCCAGCACUGGACCAGCAUGCCUCUGCCGCCUCCUCCAGCCAGGCGCCUCUGGACUGGCUGCUUACCGACCGGGGACCCUUCCACCGAGCUCAGGACUACAUCGACUUCAUGGAGCGCUAUCGGCAGGGAUUCACCACCAGGUACAGGAUCUACAGAGAGUUUGCUCGCUGGAAGGUGAAUAACUUGGUCUUGGAACGGAAGGAUUUCUUCAGCCUGCCCCUGCCCCUGGCCCCAGAGUUCAUCCGGAACAUCCGCCUCCUGGGACGAAGGCCCAACCUACAACAGAUAACAGAAAACCUGAUAAAAAAAUACGGGACACAUUUCCUGCUCUCAGCCACUCUAGGAGGAGAAGAGUCUCUGACCAUUUUUGUGGACAAGCGCAAACUGAGCCGGAAGGCAGAAACAACUGGCACAGGAGGGGCCGGGAACAGUUCUGCUGUCUCCCUGGAGACUCUGCACCAGCUGGCUGCCUCCUACUUCAUUGACCGGGAAAGCACACUGCGCAGGCUCCACCACAUCCAGAUAGCAACAGCGGCCAUCAAGGUGACAGAAACCCGGACAGGGCCUCUUGGCUGCAGUAACUAUGAUAACCUGGAUUCAGUCAGCUCUGUGCUUGUGCAAAGCCCUGAGAACAAAGUCCAGCUACUAGGUCUGCAAGUGCUGCUGCCUGGCUACCUGCGGGAACGCUUUGUGGGUGCCGCGCUCAGCUACAUCACCUGCAGCUCCGAGGGCGAGCUCCUCUGCAGGAAGAAUGACUGCUGGUGCCACUGUGAGCCCAGUUUCCCAGAAUGCAACUGCCCAGAGGUGGACAUCCAGGCAAUGGAAGACAGCCUGUUCCAGAUCCAGGACGCCUGGAACAAUCACAACAGACAGUUUGAGGAGUCAGAGGAGUUCCAGACCCUGGUGAAGAGACUCCCUGGAGACCGUUUCCUGAACAUGACAGCUAUCUCACAGUACUGGGUGAUGGACCUUGAUGUUCAGCAUCGCUACCAGCAGCUGGGCACCAGCUUGAAAUUGCUGUCCAAGAAAACCCGUUGGCUUGUCCGACGACUCUUCAACCUCAGCAAACGCUGCCACCGGCAACCUCGCUUCAAACUGCCAAAAGAGAGGUCUUUACUCUACUGGUGGAACCGCAUUCAGUCACUCCUGUACUGCAGUGAGACCAUCGUGCCUGGGACUUUCCUGGAAGAAAGCCACAGUUGCACCUGCCCUUAUGACCAAGUGUCCUGCCAGGGGCCCAUACCAUGUGCCUUGGGUGAAGGGUCAGCUUGUGCCACCUGUGCUGAUGAUAACAGCACACACUGCGGGGCCUGCAACCCAGGUUAUGUGCUCAACCAGGGUUUCUGCCGGCCAGAGGUGGCAGAGUCCCUAGAGCACUAUUUAGGGCUUGAGACUGACCUGCAGGACUUGGAGCUCAAGUAUCUGCUCCAGAAACGGGACAGCCGCAUUGAGGUGCACUCCAUAUUCAUCAGCAAUGAUAUGCGCCUGGGGAGCUGGUUCGAUCCCUCCUGGAGGAAGCGCAUGCUCCUGACCUUGAAAAGCAACAAGUACAAGCCAGGGCUAGUGCACAUCAUGCUGGCCCUCUCCCUCCAGAUAUGUCUCACCAAGAACAGCACCCUGGAGCCAGUCAUGGCUAUCUAUGUCAACCCGUUUGGGGGCAGCCACUCGGAGAGCUGGUUUAUGCCCGUUAAUGAGAGUGGCUUCACAGACUGGGAAAGGACUAAUGUUGAUGCCUCCGCCCAGUGCCAAAAUUGGACACUCACCUUAGGAAACAGGUGGAAGACCUUCUUUGAGACAGUCCACGUCUAUCUGAGGAGCCGCAUCAAGUCUCUGGAUGACAGUUCCAAUGAGACUAUCUAUUAUGAGCCCCUAGAGAUGGUGGAUCCCUCUAAGAAUCUGGGCUACAUGAAGAUCAACAGCUUUCAAGUCUUUGGUUUCAGCCUGCCCUUUGAUCCAGAUGCCAUCCGGGACCUGAUCCUUCAGUUAGAUUACCCAUACACACAAGGCUCCCAGGACUCAGCCCUGUUACAGCUCAUAGAAAUCAGGGACCGGGUGAAUCGGCUUUCACCACCUGGCAAAACCCGGCUUGACCUUUUCUCUUGCUUGCUCCGGCACCGGCUCAAACUGGCCAACAAUGAGGUGGCAAGGAUCCAGUCCUCCCUGAGAGCCUUCAAUGCCAAACUGCCAAACCCAGUGGAGUAUGAGACAGGCAAACUAUGCAGUUAGCCUUGAGGACUGCAUGACAUCUCUGGAGAAGAAGUGUGAGGAAAAGGAAGGAGGGCUGGGGAGCUGAGACUUCAAAAGGCCUUAUCUCAGUGCCAACAGCGUGCUUCCAAAGGACACCAAGUGACCAGCCAGGGAGAUGGCAGGGCCUGAGUGACGCAAGGAGCCAAACAGGCCUUCAGGAAGCAGCUGAGGAAGAUGGGACAGGCCUAUUCUGCUAGGAGAUGCCUGCCUGGCAACUGCUGAUGGGCCUCUUUUCCCUUCUGAGUUACAAGCUAACGUUGUGACCAGGCAGGAAAAUCAUUAGUACCUGACAUGUGAAAAGGCCAAAGUGAAAGAAGAGGAGUCAGUUGUGGGGAGAGAAAACUUCAAGAAGGAAAAUCUCCUGGAAAGGAGACCUAUCUGCUGGUGCCCCACCAGCACUCCAGGCAAAAACAGAGGGGAGCAAGAAGAACAAAACCACAGACAUGCAGGAGGCCAAAUUUGCUCAAAGGGCUUCACAUGUACCAUCCCUGGGGCAGAAGCCAGCUGUGGUCUCCCUCAGUGCAGUCACUUUUGUAUUCUUUUUAACAGAUGUUUCUACCAACACCAUUACCACUGCAUUCUGUGUUACCUUUCUAA